AUGGUUCUUAAGUUAUACGCAGUAUCUGAUGGGCCCCCAUCUUUAUCGGUUCGACAACUAUUACAUCAACUUGAAAUACCUUUCGAGCUAAUUAACGUGGAUUAUGGUAAAGGGGAACAUAUGACAGCUGAUUAUGCCAAGAUGAACCCCCAAAAAGAGAUCCCCGUGUUAGAAGACGAUGGAUUUUAUCUCGGUGAGAGUAACGCUAUAUUACAGUACAUCUGCGACAAAUACAAACCAGAUUCAUACAUGUAUCCUCGGGAUCCAAAAUCAAGAGCCCUCGUGAAUCAUCGACUCUGUUUCAAUCUAUCUACGUAUUAUGCUAAUAUAUCUGCAUACACGAUGGCACCCAUAUUCUUCGACUACGAACGCACAGAGUUCGGUCUUAAGAAGGUAAACAUGGCGCUAGACGUGUUUGAAACAUAUUUAGAGAGACUGGGAACAAGUCACGCAGCCUCAGAGAAGCUCACUAUAGCGGACUUACAGUUGUUCAAUUCUACAAUGACCCUUGAAGCAAUAGACUUUGACUUUAGAAAAUACAAAAAGAUUCACACCUGGUAUAACAAUUUUAAACAAAACUAUCCCGAUUUGUGGAAGAUAUCUGAAGAUGCUAUGAAAGAAAUAAAAUAUUUUAUAGCCAACCCACCAGACCUGACCCAUUUAAAUCACCCGAUCCAUCCAGCUCGUCAAAUAAAAAAGAAAUAA
Danaus chrysippus (African queen) is the source of this 705-nucleotide messenger RNA. The record is from the annotation of a GenBank genome assembly. NCBI's taxonomy places the organism in Eukaryota, Metazoa, Arthropoda, Insecta, Lepidoptera, Nymphalidae.